AGCUUCUAAUAUCUCCGGUUAUAUAUAUCCACUCGCACUCGCUUGUUUUUGCGCUCCUUUCCCCACCCACACGCUUCUCUUCUUCGCUCCUUUCGCCCCCAACCCCACCACUACCGCCACCACCCCCUGUGGCACCAAUCCCUCUGUCCCUCCUCAGCCGGGCUUGAGCGUCUGUGUGCAACCAUAUAUAUAACAUUCGGAUCUUUGCUGAUCUUCACAUCCACAGAAGCGGACAAAACUAACAGGGCAGCACAGCACAGUCACCUACCAUGCCUCGCAAGUACGGCACAACGGUCUAUGUCCGGAGCAAGUGGCCAUUGAUGCUCCGCGUCAAGGGAACAGUCAUCCUUGCUAUUUGGUGGCAAGUUCUCCUGCUCGCCGUUUAUUCCAGCGUUGUCUUUGUUAUCCACAAGUUCACAGACUGGAAGAUGAAUUACUCGCUGUCCCUGGUCUCAGUCAUGGGCAUGGUCGUCUCUUUGCUCUUGGUCUUCCGUACCAAUACUGCCUACGAUCGCUACUGGGAGGGUCGUCGUCUGUGGUCCCAAAUGACGCUUUGCGUUCGUAACCUGACCCGCGGUAUCUGGGUCUGCGUUGCUGAGACCGAGACCCGCGACCUGCUCGAGAAGAAGUCCGCCAUUAAUUUGUUGGUGGCGUUUGCCUUUGCCACCAAGCACUACCUGCGCGAGGAGUAUGGAUACAACUACGACGACAUGAUCAAUCUUUUGGCCCACAUCCCCAAGUACUCCAUCCCUACCUCGACUCAACCCAUGGACUGGAGGACCGACAUCCCCACCCCACUCGGAUCCCUCCAAAAGGAGUCCUACCAACUCCCUGAGGAGCCUCAGGGGAAGGCAACCGCCUCCAGCAUCGACCCAGAAAGAGUCAGCACAUCGGACGCUCGCACCCGUCGCCACCAGGCCAAGAAGCAGGCCAUUGCUUUCGACUUUUUGACCCCAACCAACAUCCCCAUCGAGCUUUCUUACUACAUCGGAAGCUACAUCAAGAGCUGCAGCAAUAAGGGUCGUGUCGACGCUGCGACCCUGACCAUGAUGAACAACGCUCUGGUCUCAAUGAUCGACUGUUUGACUGGAUUCGAGCGUAUUUUGCGCACACCUAUCCCUCUGGCCUAUUCAAUUCAUUUGCACCACGCUACUUGGCUCUAUCUGUUGUCACUUCCCUACCAACUGAUCGCUAACAUGGGCGCGCUCAUGAUCCCUGCCGUCGUCCUGGCAGCUUUCACUCUUUUGGGGAUCUUGGGUAUCGGUUACGAGAUUGAGAACCCCUUCAACGACGACUAUAACGAUUUGCCGCUGGAUGAUUUCUGCAAGGUCAUCCAGGCUGAGGUCGACACCAUGGUCGCUACCCGUGCGCCCGUCCCUGCGGACUGGAUCUUCUCCGAGAACAACUACCCCCUGGCCAACUCACAUUUGUCGGCCAAGGAAUUGUCGGCCCUGUCGUUGGAUGAGGUCCAUAAGCUGAUGGAGCAGGAAUCCACACCGAUUCAUCAUAUGAACUAUUCGCGUCCUGUGAACGGUAACCACAACGGAGAGCCGCUGAUAGAGACACCGGCCCAGGUCGUACCCAGCGUCGUCGUGAACGUGCCUGUGGCUUCGUCAAAUGCACCGUUGAGCAAGGCGCAAUAAACUCAUCAGGAUCAUCUUUAAAGCAGCACUUCUUCCAUGUAAUACUCCGCACCUUAUCCAUAUCUAUCUUACCUAUCUAUUAAAUAUCACCAGCAUCCGUUAAACUUCAGUUGUAUGCCCUGUAUUAUGCUGACGCAGUUGUG
Gamsiella multidivaricata is the source of this 1786-nucleotide messenger RNA. RefSeq names its product Bestrophin, RFP-TM, chloride channel-domain-containing protein. Bases 270 to 1643 code for a protein of 457 amino acids. NCBI's taxonomy places the organism in Eukaryota, Fungi, Mortierellomycota, Mortierellomycetes, Mortierellales, Mortierellaceae. The transcript has 4 exons. The record is from RefSeq and is a predicted model, not a curated record. Gene Ontology annotation, molecular function: chloride channel activity.